AAGCAGACAAAAACCCAAUAAGUGCCUUAUUUUUGUUUGUCAAGGAACGAAUCUGUGGUUACGUAUGAAAGAGAGAAGUGAGAGGAGGGGAUCUCACGUUUUGAAGAGACCCUAAAUCGAUGGAUUUCGUAUGAUUUUGGAAAGCAAGAGGGAUUGACAGCAGGGCAAAUUAGUUGAAAUUACUUCGAUUUCUUUUAGAAGAAGCAGAGACAACAAGAAUGGCUUUUUUCAAGAUUGGAUUGCUAUCUUGGUUUCAGAAGAAGAUCGUCGAUCCCCUUUACCAAAUCCUCCGGAGGGGUGCAGAACCAAAGCAAUUGGCGUUCUCUGCUGCUCUUGGUAUCACCUUGGGUUUGUUUCCAAUAUGUGGGGUCACCGUGUUCUUGUGUGGCAUCGCCAUUGCGGUGCUGGGAUCCCUUUGCCAUGCGCCAAGUGUGAUGCUUGCCAACUUUAUUGCAACUCCAAUGGAGUUAAGUUUGGUGGUACCCUUCCUUCGCUUUGGUGAAGCCAUCUCUGGCGGACCCCAUUUUCCAUUGACAUCUGACGCUCUGAAGAAGGUUUUGACUGGUGAAGCUUCACGUGAAGUUAUGUUAAGUAUUGCCCAUGCGUUGUUGGGAUGGUUAGUGGCAGCACCUUUUAUUUUGGCUGCACUGUACUUGGUAUCCUUGCCUUGUUUCAAGAUCUUGGUUCGCAAAUUCAGCACUAUUCCAUCAAGCCCGAAGAAAUCAGCGCUGCACCCGGAAGUUCGGCUCAAGGUCAGGGAUGUUUGAUUAGAAGUGUUAUUAGGGCAAUGUGAUUGCUUGUCCCUUUACAAAAGGAACAAUGAUUAUCACAAUAAGAUGGUUUGUACAUAGACUAUUACAACUUGCCGUAUGUAAAAAUGCCGGGUCUUCUCAGCUCGUUGUAGUUGAUUUGUUGCUAAGUUUCCGAUUAGAAAUCAAAAUCGGAAUUAUUACUGGUUGACAACAAAAAAUCAGAGUGUUGCAAGGUCCUUACAUUGAAUGUAAUUUUUUGCUUACUGAAACUCGACCUUUAUUGAUGAAUCUUUGUUGACCUCA
Tripterygium wilfordii is the source of this 1055-nucleotide messenger RNA. RefSeq lists its product as uncharacterized. The transcript is spliced from 5 exons. Gene Ontology annotation, cellular component: intracellular membrane-bounded organelle. Lineage: Eukaryota; Viridiplantae; Streptophyta; Magnoliopsida; Celastrales; Celastraceae. The coding region runs from base 219 to 767 and encodes 182 amino acids. The record is from RefSeq and is a predicted model, not a curated record.